AUGAGCAGUAACGGUCAUCUUACGGCCGUAGGCAGGACCAGCAAUGGCACUCGUGCUUCGGCCUCCGUCGACUUGUCAACCCACCGUCACAACACAACAACGCACCCUCAUCGUUCUGCAGCAUCCGCUUUCCAGCUUCCGGGCCACGCUAUCUACCUUGCCGAUCCUCACCGACUUUCGGUUCUCUCUAUCCACCUCGAAGCCAGCACAACCAUCUCCACAUUCCGUGUCGCACCUUCAAAGGAGCAAGAUCAGUCCUUGGCACAGCAAGGUGCGCAACUUGCAAAAUCAUUGCAUCCUCCCUCGCCCAACGGCUACGGUCAGGCCUCCUCAUCAAAGCUCCAUUCUCCUCAGCCGCCUCCGUCUUCCUUCACCAGUUCGUCUUUCAAGUCUGGUCGCACACGUCCGCUCAGCCAUGACUUCGGUCAGAAGGCCAGAGAUGCACUCAGCGAGUUUGGCCGUCUUGCCAGCCGUAGGACCAGUGCCAUCGAGAGAUCCAAUGGUGCCCACACCUUGGCCCGCGUCGCCGACGGCCUCAGCUCAGCAUCACCUCAGGCCACGCACAGCACACAGAGCAGUCACAUUGGUCGUGCAUCUCUGCAGCCAUCGCCGCUUCAACAAGGUACCUUUCCUUCAACAUCCAGCUAUAACACCAGCAACACCGGGUCAACAAACCUGGCUUCGGAUGACGCAGUUGUGGUCCGAUCCAGCGCUAAGCGUUACUUCGUUCUCACGCCGCAACGCGACCAGCGCUUAACCGCCCAUACUAUUCCUCUCUCGAUUGAGAGCCACACUACCGCCCCCGAUCAGACUCUAUCUCAGUCUGCUCCAGUCGAAUUCGUCCUGCAUAGCGCCAAGCACACCGACUCGACUGGCCCAACCAACGGGCUGAAAGGAGGCCUUGCAGCUUCUUCCUUCGACCCUGCACGCUUGCUGCUCAAGGUGCGACCACCUGCCGAGCAUGCGAGACACGCAUGGUCUCGAGAGGCGACGUUCAUAACAUUCAACAACGCAUCUCAGUAUAUUACGUCGGAGGAUAGCUUGAUCCAGCUUCGUUUCCGACUGAGAUUGUGCGCAUCAUCUACAACCCCAACCUCACCAUCCUUCCCACGCAAUACACCUGAGCACGGUCUCGGUCAAGUUCUCUUCUUGUCAGCUGCAUCGCCAGAAAGGCUCAUCACCGCCAUCGAGUCGCCACAUGCAACCAUAUCAACCCCAGAGCUUGCUACUCUCGAGGGCAUCACUCGUGUUGAAGUAGUGCCUCCGAGCUGCGCCACCCCGUCAUCAGUGGCUCGAGGGGCACGGGACUGCGAUUUUGACUGGACCUGGAAGUCGCUGACUCGCUCCUUCUCAGAAAGGGGCUCUCGUUGCUGCUGCGCAUUCGUGGAGCUCCAACCCGAUGGUAGAACAGCUCAGAUUCUGGCGGCUUUCUCAUUCCACAUCGAAGUGCCGGUUUCUACUGCAGCACAAAACAUAAUGCCAACCUCAAAUGGAGCAGCAUCCGCAUCGCAACCCGGGAUAUCUCGAGCUGACUCAAUGGCGCUCAUCGCCGCACUCAACCUUGACCGCGAUCUGUCGCCUCACGACGAGGUGCCGCCCCAACAGUCCUCUUCCCGGAUUCUCGCUACGACAGAUGAUGCAGCCUCAAAGUCGACAAAGUCACAUCCCCGUCAGGAGAGCGACUGCAUGCCGCUUCUGAUUGAUCGGACAGAGCUUGCUCUCGAGGAUGUCGUCAACGACUCGCCCAUCUUCCGCGCUGCCAUCACCAAUCUCGAGCGCAGAACUGCUUCGAUGAAGAAAGUGUCAAAGGCAGUCUUCAAGUCGGCGCAAGAAGCCCGAUUGCGCAUCCUCAAGCUCGUUGAAGCCGAAGAGGCAAUGGAUGCUGCCUUCGAAGGUCUCGUUGCCUUGGCGCCAGAGACGAUUGGACGCCUGCAAGACCAGUUUUUGCGCCAGGCUAGAUCGAGGAUUGUCCAACACCGCAGAGAGCAAGCCAAUGUCAUCGAGACAUGCCUGGAACGUCCGCUCAGUCAGGUUGUCGAGCUUUGCCGAGUCGCACAAGAAGGCUUCAAGCUCUUCGACAACGAGUCCAAAACAUACUACUCUCAGACGCAAAAGUGGCUCGCCAAUCGCUCGAAUGUUGAUGCAUCGCCAGUUCCACUAGGCUCAGAGGAGCCCACUUCUGCCUUCGCGCUGGAGAGGGUUCAGAAGCAAGAUCGCGCUGACGAGAAGCAAAAGUUGCGAGAAAUGCGUUUCGAGCAGGCACGUUUUGACCUCUACGCCAUGUUGCAACGCCUACACGGAGGUAGAGCCGAGGCACACCUAGCCCAGUGCGUCCUGCAGCUCUCACAAUGGCUAGCGGACCUGCCAACCACUCUCUUCGGACGCAAUUGGACGGUCUUGGAGCAACAGUCGUCGCUACUAACGCUUGACAGCGGUCUUCGCGAGGCUCUUGACGAUCACGCCUUGCAGCUUGAGGAGGUCGAGGCACGCUCACGUCGUCUCGGAGACAAGAUUCGCUCGUUGGAACAGGCCUUAGGCAGGGCAGGAGACACUGACGUGGACAUCGUGGGUGCGCACAAGUUCGAACUGGAGCAAGAAGCUCCUCAGCCAUCGGCUGCCAACGGUGCAAUCGCCUCUAAAGCUCGCAAGUUCAAGUCAUUCCUUGGCGCCUUUGCAGCCGGUAUCAACAGCUCUCCCCUCAAUUCGAGCAAGAGUCCAAACCCGGACGCAAUUGAGCCUCCGAAGCAGACAGAUCCGCUCGCCGUCAACGGCAAGAAUCAGGGACCUAGCCUUGAUCCUCGACGCCGCCUGUCGCUCAAGCUCAAGGCUGACCGUGGUCAACAAGUCGAUGCGAGUCCGUCGUCCCCAGCCAAGUCCCAGGCACCCUCCAGCUGGAAGUUUGACAACAUGCCAGCUACUGCACGAAGAGGAUCUGAGUUGCUACAUGAGGCGGCGAAAGCACGAAAUGGCAACGGAAGUGAUGUUGUUGUUAUAGGCUGGCGUUCCUCUCCAAACGCAGUAAGACCUGCAAGCGAUGCGGGCUCUUCCGCAGCCGGAGGUCACGAGAUCUCUGAUGUGAAGGGAGGAGACCAAGGACUUGGCAUCUUUGCACCAUCCUCGCCCUCUUCCGUUCGGCUUGCUGACCGAGGUGUCACAUCUGCAGCAGCAGCUUCGCCCAGCAUUGCGCCAGGCGGCGAUCGCAAGAAAGAGGGAGUUCUCUGGGUCAUGUCGAAAUCUGUCACUGGUCCAGCUGGUUCUGGUGCCCCACGUGUCGUCAAUCGGUCGGCUCACUGGCGUGAGUGUUGGGUGGUCCUGUCCGGCUCAGGCCAGAUCAGCGAAUACGCCGAUUGGAAGAACGCCAAGGCACUCGAACCCACCAAUCCGCUUAUCGAUCUACGCUUUGCCACUGUUCGUGAAGCUCGCGGAGUCGAUCGUCGCUUUGCGUUCGAGAUCGUGACGCGAGACAGUCGUCGCUUCUUCCAAGCGUCUGACGAGGAGUCUAUGCGCGACUGGAUGCGCGCCAUCUCCAAAGCCAUCGAGAGCUUGCUCAAUGGCACAUCAAGCGUUCGCAAGCUCGACCGAGUCGUUCGCGCCUCACCUUUCGGCAGUUCCGAUCCAGCACAGCGAGCAGGCAUCUUUGAAGAGGCAGAAGAUGAGUUCGGUGCAGGAGAAGGCAACGACUUUGCCGUCCGGAGACUCCUUGACGGGACGGGCAAGGCUUUCAGCCAGAGCAUGACCGACCUGUCUGGUUCAGCCAAGUCGCAAACCGCCGAUCGCAAGGGUCAACCAAAACUCGGCAAGCACCUUGCAACACUCUCCGAAAGUCAUGCAGAGGCUUCUGCUCGUUCGUCAAAGCGAAGGUCACGUCAUGAGCGUGGUAUCUCGAAUAAGACACCCAUCUCUGGCUAUCUCGGUGCAGACGGACUUGGGCUCUCAGCAGCUGAUGCGGCCGCAUUGCAUACUCGUGACGGCACAGGCGUCAGUGAUGAAGGAUUUCGUUCCUCACUUUCUGCGAAUGGCGAGCAUGAUACUGAGUUCGAUCGACAGAUCGAGUCCGCAAUUCACAGAAGCUAUGGCUCCCACGACGACACUGGUACCAGCAACUCUGGAUUCUCACAAAACUCAACCACCGGUGCGGUAGACGAGAUUGGCAUGUUCAAAGGGAAGGACCACAGCAACUCUUUGGAUUCCAUUGGGCAGGCAAAUGCUCAGGGAGUGUCGUCAACGCUCUCAUCCAGAGGCCGCAACAAUGUGAAUGGGAGCGUCGCUAGCACUGCCACGAGCACAAAGAUGUCUCGCUCUGCUGAGAUCGCAGCUAUCUCGCGUCAGCCUGAGAACCGUCGUUGUGCCGACUGUCAGGAUAAUGACCCUCGAUGGGCUUCGUGGAUGCUUGCCAAUGAGCCUUGCUGCAUCUUUAUCUGCAUCGGGUGCUCCGGUGUACAUCGAUCCCUGGGCGUGCACAUAUCGAAAGUAAAGUCGGUCGAUCUGGACGACUGGACAGAAGAGCAACUGCAUGCUGCAAGGGACUGGGGCAACGCCCGCGCCAAUGCAUUGUGGGAGUAUUCCAAACCUUUCGGACUGCUGCCCUCACUUGGCGAUCGCAAAGAGUUUUGGCGGAUGAAAUACGUCGAGCAGAAGUGGAAAGCGCCUCCUACAACGCAGCCUACUCAAUCCAGCCAACAGAAUGAACCAGCAGUAGUUGAGGAUAUGGAUGCCACGCCAACCCGUCGAUCUGUGCUGAUGAACGAUGCGAGCACCAUCGCAAACUCGUCCUCGGAAAGAAGAAGUCAGAGUCACGCCAAAGCCAUUGGUCUCCGUAUCGCUCCAGUCGAUCAGCAUGCUGUCUCUGCUACUCCAACUAAGUUCGCAGAAGGACUUGCAUCGCCGAAACCGAACGGGCCGCGACCUCUUCCCAACAGAAGGUCAGUCUCGAUGCAGUCGGUCCCGACAAACUCGCCUCCACAGUCGCCACUUGGUCCGGACCAGCUGUACAGCAUUAAUGAGGGGCUAAGGAGUCCGACGUCACCAAGCACACGUCAGCGCUUCGACUGGACAGUGGAGCAGACUUCGCAAUUUCGAGCGUCAGAGGAGCAGACAGCUGACUUCCAAAAACACUUCGCCGCUCCCUCGAUGCUUAUGGAGACCAGCCCAGGCAAAGGCGACAACGCCUCGCUGCCAGUCUCCGCAUCCGUUCCGUACCUGUCGAACAUCGGAUCACACCCAUACGUCAGCCAAGCCAUGCUAGCUACCAGAGCAGACCCUCGUCUAUUCCCUUCAGAGGCUCCGCAGCUCGCGCCAACAGACUCGAAAAUUCAAAGCAUCUCUUCAUCGCCUAGCUCGUUCUUCGUCUCGAAUUUGGAUGGACCAUCGCGAUCGCCGCUCUUCUUUGAUGGACCGUUGCCAGGCGAAGAGUCGAGCUGGGACACGGGAUCUGAAGCUGACAAUUUCGACGGCCGGAUAUCAAUGGGAGAGUCUCCAAUCGAUGCUCCUGCGCGAUCCGAGCCUUACAGCGCUUCACGCGCAUGA
Molecule: messenger RNA, 5526 nt
Organism: Ustilago hordei
Lineage: Eukaryota; Fungi; Basidiomycota; Ustilaginomycetes; Ustilaginales; Ustilaginaceae
Exons: 1
Coding region: 1-5526 (1841 amino acids)
Molecular function (GO): GTPase activator activity
Source: RefSeq, a predicted model, not a curated record